Molecule: messenger RNA, 1479 nt
Organism: Microthlaspi erraticum
Lineage: Eukaryota; Viridiplantae; Streptophyta; Magnoliopsida; Brassicales; Brassicaceae
Source: the annotation of a GenBank genome assembly
AUGGACUUCAUCCAAAUUCUAAUCCUCUCUUCUCUCUUUCUUUUCAUCUCAGCCAGAUUCUUGCUCACAAGAUCCAAACGGAAACUGAACCUUCCGCCGUCUCCGGCGAUCUCUUUGCCGUUGAUCGGUCACCUCCACCUACUCAAGCCACCGCUCCACAGAACAUUCCUUUCCCUCUCCCAAUCCAUCGGAAAUGCUCCGAUCUUCCAUCUCCGCCUCGGAAACCGCCUUAUCUAUGUUAUCUCCUCACCUGCCAUCGUCGAGGAAUGUUUCACCACGAACGACGUCGUUCUUGCGGACCGUCCCAAGUUCAUCGUGAGCAAGCUCGUCGGCUACAACGCCACCCACUUAAUCUCAGCAUCUUACGGCGAUCACUGGAGGAAUCUCCGCCGCAUCGCCGCCGUCGAGAUCUUCUCGACUCAAAGACUUAAUUCGUUUUUGUAUAUCCGUAAAGACGAGAUCCGACGACUCAUCUCACGUCUUUCCCGAGACUCCUUACACGGAUUUGUGGAGGUGGAGAUGAAAUCAUUGUUAACCGAUUUGGCAUCCAACAACGUCAUCAGAAUGGUGGCCGGUAAGCGUUUCUACGGCGAGGACAACGACGAGUCUAAACUCGUGAGGCAGCUUGUGUCGGAGGCGGUGACCAGCGCCGGUGCUGGAAACCCAGCUGACUAUCUUCCGAUCUUGCGUUGGGUCACGAACUUUGAAAAACGAAUCAAGAAUUUGGGGAAUCGGUUCGAUGCGUUUUUGCAGAGACUGGUAGAUGAGAAACGUGCAGAGAAAGAAAAAGGUCAAACUUUGAUCGAUCGCUUGCUUUCUCUCCAAGAAAGCCAACCAGAUUACUAUAACGAUGUCCUCAUCAAAGGAAUCAUACUCACUCUGAUAAUUGCUGGGACAGAUACGUCAUCGGUGACGAUAGAAUGGGCAAUGUCUAAUUUGGUAAACCAUCCAGAAAUACUUAAGAAGGCGAGAAUCGAAAUCGAUGAGAAAAUCGGUUUAGACCGGUUAGUAGACGAACCGGACAUUGCGAAUCUUCCUUAUCUCCAAAACAUUGUGAGGGAAACACUACGUUUGUAUCCUGCGGUUCCGUUACUACUGCCUCAUUUGUCAUCGGAAGAUUGUAAAGUGGGAGGCUAUGAUGUGCCAAGUGGAACUAUCGUAUUGGUCAAUGCAUGGGCUAUGCAUAGAGAUCCAAAGCUAUGGGAGGAUCCGGAGAUGUUCAAGCCAGAAAGAUUCGAGAGAGAAGGAGAGGCUGAGAAGCUACUGCCAUUUGGGAUGGGACGAAGAGCUUGUCCUGGAGCUGGACUUGCUCAACGGUUCGUGAGCUUGGCUCUCGGGUCUUUGGUUCAGUGUUUCGAGUGGGAAAGAGUUGGUGAGGAACUUGUGGACAUGAGGGAAGACAAAGGAGCCACGUUGCCUAAAGCAUUGCCCUUGCGAGCCAUGUGUAGAACACGCUCCAUUGUUGAUAAACUGAUGUAA